AUGGCAGGGAGCAAGGCAGCCGCAGAGGCCCCAUGCAAGGUAGGCAGCAUGGUAGUGAGGGAGGCACCCCAGGUCAGCCAGAGCCAGGUACUGUGCAAGGCCACCAGGGAGGCCGCCAGUCCCACCCCAUCCAAUGAUUCAUUUUGCAGCCAGCCAUCCAUUCCCAUGGCGGUAUGGCAUGCCCAGCAGGCCCAGGCCCAGCAAUGGGCCGCCAUGGAUAUCCAGCAGCAGCAGCAUCGGACCCAGCAGGGUUUGGAUGAGGAGAUAGCCCAGGCUGAAUACAUGCAGUGGCAGGACUAA
Aspergillus udagawae is the source of this 300-nucleotide messenger RNA. RefSeq lists its product as uncharacterized. NCBI's taxonomy places the organism in Eukaryota, Fungi, Ascomycota, Eurotiomycetes, Eurotiales, Aspergillaceae. The transcript has a single exon. The record is from RefSeq and is a predicted model, not a curated record. The coding region runs from base 1 to 300 and encodes 99 amino acids.